Purpureocillium lilacinum is the source of this 678-nucleotide messenger RNA. Lineage: Eukaryota; Fungi; Ascomycota; Sordariomycetes; Hypocreales; Ophiocordycipitaceae. The record is from RefSeq and is a predicted model, not a curated record.
AUGCAGGAUGGGGAGGCCUGGAAGAUGGUGAGUGUCGGACGGGGAGUAUUAUACCGACGUAUUGCUGCGGAGCGAGCUAACACUGCGAGUCUACGUCACAACGUCUGCACCUCGGCCGCGGCUCAAUGGAGACAUAAUGAACAGCCUCGCACUCGAACUUCUCCUAUGGUAGGACGGAAGCUGACCACGCAUCAUCCCUUUAAAAGUCGGAUGUCGCGAUUUCAAGUGGUCCGCCACGGACGCCGCAUGAGAGACUCAGCAUCGCCUCCGUUGUCAUUCAGCCGGCCAGACCGAGUCGGCCCCUACAAAUACCGCGAAUGCUUUCGCAGAGGCUUUGACACGUCUGCUGGUCAGAAGCUGGGAUACGUAGUACUGCCGUCAGCAUCCCCCGGGGUCGAGCAUUCAAGUACAUCGCGAAUAAGCACCUCUCAUCGCGGUCCGGCGACCGAGUUCUGCUACCUCCGGGAACAUCCAAUCUGGCUCAUCUCACGGGGACGCUUGGUCCUGGAUCAACAGGCUGUUUGCCAGCGCGCCAUUUCCCCUUCACUAGGUGUGGGAAGCGGCCCGCCGGGUGAGUCACUCGCCGCGCACAAGCAAGCUUCUCUUGCUUACCACCUUUCAACAAACCCGCAAACGCAACAGUUAAAACCGACAUCUGCACUUCAGCGCAAUGCGUAG